AGAUAAACAAAUGAUGGCAGACUUUGACCUCGGCCUGUUAACAUCCAGAGGAACAGCAGCUGACCACUGGUCCCCCCCACCAGAACGACCCCAGUCUUCCCUCCGUCAGGUCCUCGGAGCUGGAACAUGAGCACCUUUGUGACUCUUUCAACCGGGCAGAAGAUGCCCGUGGUCGGACUUGGCACGUGGAAGAGUGCUCCAGGACAGGUGAAGCAGGCAGUGCUGGCAGCUUUGGACUGCGGGUACAGACACAUUGACUGCGCUGCGGCUUACAGCAACGAACGGGAGGUCGGAGAGGCUCUGGCUCUGAGGGUCGGUCCCGGGAGGGCUCUGCAACGUGAGGAGGUGUUUGUGACUUCCAAACUGUGGAACACUAAGCACGAGCCAGAGGAUGUUGAAGAAGCAUGCAGGACCAGCCUGGCCCACCUGGGUCUCACUUACCUGGACCUUUACCUCAUGCACUGGCCCAUGGCAUUUGAGCCGGGAAAGGAGCUGAUGCCUCGACGGGAAGAUGGGAGUAUCUGUUACUCGGACACACACUACAGACACACUUGGGCGGCCAUGGAAGGUCUGCUGGAUAAAGGUUUGGUCAAGGCUAUAGGUCUGUCCAACUUCAAUGCCAGGCAGACCGACGACAUCAUCGGCAUGGCCAGACACAAACCUGUGGUCAACCAGGUGGAAUGCCAUCCUUAUUUGUCUCAAGCAGCUCUCCUCUCGCACUGCCGGUCAGUGGCAGUGUGUGUGACAGCCUACAGUCCUCUGGGCAGCGGGGACAGACCCUGGGCCUCUCCGGACGAGCCAAGUCUGCUGGAGGAUCCUCGACUGGGAGCCAUCGCCCAGAGAUACCACAAAACACCUGCCCAGGUCGUGCUCAGGUGGCACGUUCAGAGGGGUGUAGUGUGUAUUCCUAAAAGCGUGACGCCCGCCAGGAUCCAGCAGAACUUGGAGGUGUUUGACUUCUCCCUGACGGAACACGACAUGAAGCUGAUUGACUCCUUCAACCGAAGCGAGCGCUUCAUCGUCCCAUCAGUCGAGCGGGACGGUAAGAAAGUGUGGAGAGAUGCAGGCCAUCUUCAUUUCCCCUUCCAUGACUCUUACUGAGUCCACUCCCACAGAAUACAAUGUUUAUGAUGAUUGUCGUCACACACACACUAAAGAAAACCAGUUAGUUUAAAAAUCGAAAUCAAACGACCAAAUAGUUUUUUUUCUGCUUUUCUUUGAGGUCAGUAAUAGUAGACUAAGAUUAUAACUAAGGAGCAUUGUUUAUAAAUUUUUUUUUCCCAAAGUCAAUUAUUCAAUUGCAAUAAAGAAUAAAAAGAUUGUUCCAACAAGGUUUUUCUUUCUUGGCCAGAGUGACACUGUGUGGUCAGUAACAGAACUACGGCUCCAACCAAUUUCAACAGCAUUGAUCACAUGGCGCCUGCAUGUUUCACAGAGAUAAGACUCAACUGUCAUCACCAGAGCAGCACAUUACACAGCUAAUGAAUGAAGAGCUUUUCAGUGUUGGGUAGCAUAAUAAUGCAAAAAAGAAAUCAACAUUUUAUCUUUCCAUCCCUGGUCAAGGUACCCUGGUUAUCCCAGUGUGACUCCAGCCAAAGAACUUUGUUUUACAUCAUUUCUGUCUCUCUCCGAGUUUCCUUUCUAUCCCUACUGUCCAAUAAAAGACAAGACAUGUACAACGAUUGUGACAAUAAAGAAAUUCAAAAAACUGA
Molecule: messenger RNA, 1712 nt
Organism: Scophthalmus maximus (turbot)
Lineage: Eukaryota; Metazoa; Chordata; Actinopteri; Pleuronectiformes; Scophthalmidae
Gene: akr1a1a
Product: aldo-keto reductase family 1, member A1a (aldehyde reductase)
Exons: 9
Coding region: 127-1101 (324 amino acids)
Biological process (GO): aldehyde catabolic process
Cellular component (GO): cytosol
Molecular function (GO): aldose reductase (NADPH) activity
Source: RefSeq, a predicted model, not a curated record